CGGCACGAGUGACAAGAAGGUGCCAGAGCCGCGGUGAUCGGGUUAACACUGAGCGCUAGCGAGGUCGUUAGGAACAAGGGAGACAAGACUCGCCCCUUGUUGGCCAUCACUCAGUGCUUGAGGAGCCCCAGAUAAGGUGGUCAAGACUUGAUGACAGCCCCGCUCUGACAAAUUAAAAGAAUGGUAGGUGGCGUUAGUAUGAACAGAGGACGCAUGAAGCCAUCUAUAGAUUCAAUGUCCACAAGCCUUUUAGACGACACCCCAGAAAACAACCCGUGCUUAGAUACCUACCAGGAAACACGUCUGGACCACACGGCAAAAAAUGACCAAUCCACAUGCCCGGAGAAGGCUCCGGUCUCCUUCCCGGCUAAACCCUGUCCCACAACCAGCUCUCCCAGCGGUUCGCUACAGACCCACAUCCGCGCGCUCUACACCGUCGUUUUCUGCCUUAGUGUCGUGCUGAUCUCCUCCCUCGUCCUGUGCUACCUGGAGAUCACCUCCCUCCACGAGGCCGUCUCAAACCAGAUGACCGUGGACGAUUUCGUCGACUUCAACUUCCCAGCGGGGGCCACGGACGAGAGCAGCGAGGAGCUGGGGGUGCCUUAUUCUAGCGAGCUGGAGGCGGGGCUCGGGGGGUACUUCACCCCGGGCUCGGGCGCUAACCAGAGGAAGAAGAGACACGCCGGCCACGGUGAAGGGUCGGGUUCGGCCCCAGAUUGGGUGUGGAUGGAUUCGUACGCCAGAGUACCGCUGAGUUCCUUAGAGAAGUUUUGUCGGAACGCUGAAAACCAUUGUAACAAAGUUGGGCCCACAGGACCCCCAGGAGCACGAGGACCUAAAGGUGACACAGGAACUAAAGGAGAUAAGGGCGACUGCUCCGAGGCGACUGUGGCGUGGAACAUGGCGAAUUGGGAGAAUCAGAGAAGUAACAGCGGGGUGCCUGGUCCUAUGGGACAACCAGGACCACCCGGCCCAGCAGGUCCUCCCGGUCCAGCAGGACCACCAGGACCCGAAGGUCCGGCAGGACCACAAGGUGCCAUAGGAGAACGUGGACCAAAAGGUGAACCAGGUGACCCAGGGAGAGAUGGGAAGGUGGGGCCUGUGGGGCCGGCAGGUGAAAAAGGCAGUCAAGGUGUGAAAGGUGACCGAGGUACCUCAGGCACACCUGGGGUGCCAGGUUUCCCGGGGCUCGUGGGAGAUAAGGGACCUCCAGGUCCCAUGGGUCCACGGGGCAACCAUGGCCCAGCUGGUCCCCAGGGUGAGCCAGGAUUCUGUCCAGCCGAUUGUAUGUCAGGACAAACCAAAGCAUUUACUGAACCAACGACACCGCCGCCAACAUUCCCACCUCGAGUCUCAGAAUGCAGCAUUGAAAACCUCGGCAAGCCAGUCGGAGCUGACGACGGGAACAAUCCCGCCAUCGGGUCAUGGAUGACCGACUCCAAGUCCGGCUCCCCGAGGAAAGUCUGGGUCACCAAAGGUCUGGAAGGCAACAAGGUGUACGAGUUCGCCUCCUACAACAGUUUGAAGUCCGGCAAAUAUCAGCGAGAAAUUGACCUGGGCGGCACGCCCUAUUUCGGUACUGGUCAUGUUGUCCACGCAGGGCAUUUAUACUACCAUUGGUCAAACCAGCCUAAGAUCGUCCGGUAUAAUCUAGCCCUAGGUGAAGCGACAACAGUGAGGAAUUUAACGAACUUUGUGUUCAAACCAAGCAGCAAUAAAACAAGUUAUUUAUACACAACCGAGACGACGUUCGUCGAUUUCAACUUCGACGAGAACGGUCUUUGGGCCAUCUACGGCAACGACCGCGGGAAGAUGGUGGUGUCGCUGCUCAACCACGAGACCCUCGACGUCAUCAAGUCUGUGGAGCUCACCACGGGCGUCGGGACCAGAGGCGAGGCCUUCGUCGCCUGCGGCAGGCUGUACACCAUCCGGCACCACAGUCGCCUGAAGACGAUGCUGGAGGAGGAGCUGGACCUGUGGCACAACACCACCGGCAGGUGGAGCCACACGUUCGUCAACCCCAACGCCGCCACCGUCAUGCUCAGCUACGACUACAACAACCGGCACAUCCUCCAGUGGGACGCCGGCCACAUGCUUCGAUCACCGUUUUUGUUUAAAAGUUAAGGACAGAGAAAAAACUGGACCUAAU
Molecule: messenger RNA, 2149 nt
Organism: Physella acuta
Lineage: Eukaryota; Metazoa; Mollusca; Gastropoda; Physidae
Product: gliomedin
Biological process (GO): signal transduction
Source: RefSeq, a predicted model, not a curated record